AUGCUCAUUGUUACCAAAAACAAUUCAUCACUACCCCACUAUGUAUCUCCCACCACCAUGUUCAUCACUCCACCAUAUGCUCUCAUGCCCCCACAUGUUAACCCUUCCACUAUGCUCAUCAUCCCACCCGUGGCAUGUUCAAGUAACUCAGACUCACAUGAAGGCUUCAAAGUAACUGCAGACUCACUUGAAGGCUUCAAAGUAACUACAGACUCACAUGAAGGCUUCAAAGUAACUACAGACUCAUCUGAGAGCUUCAAAGUAACUACAGACUCACAUGAAGGCUUCAAAGUAACUACAGACUCACAUGAAGGCUUCAAAGUAACUACAGACUCACCUGUAAAGAAGCACAAGUCUCUCUCCACAACCUCUCACUACAAGAGAGACAAGAGAAAAGCCAGAGAGUUCUCCCUGAGCUCUCUCGGGGCCCAGGAGCUAGAGCCUGGCUGGGAGAGAGCUCUCUCCUCCUCUUCCAAGUGGAAGAGAAAAAGAAAGAGGAGAAAGAGGAGACGGAAAGGCCAUUUAAGCAGACAUAGAAUUCGACACAAGAAGAGAAGACUGGAGAAGGAGUAUGGCCAGGCCUCCGGGACGGCCUAUCCCCUGAGGGAUAGAAGGAUCCUGAAGCCCUACUAUCCUGGAGUCUAUCCCCAGAGCCCCGGAACCCCGGAUAGUCUCCUAUCCUUGCUAACUGUUCCUACGGAUAAUCCACUAGUACCUACCACAACAGACCAGGACGUCUGGACGUCUGGACGUCCACUAUCUCCCCAUCCUGAUAGUAGAGGCCAUGCUGGGCUCUCCGUAGCAUCCCUAGCCACGACCAUUCCCAUCACAAGCUUCCUUAGUCUUGGGAAUAAGGGAACAACAGCGCCUAUCUCAGGAUAUCAGUCCACCCCAGACUCCAGCUCUCAUUGGGACGAAAAGGAUAGGGAUAGGGGCUUGGGAUUGGUGGUGGAGAAGGACCUAAGGCCUGGAAAUGGACAUGAGGGAUGGCAGGACCAAAGGGACUCCAGGGACGGCGAUAGACGUCAAAAAUUGGAGCAUCAGAGGGUCCCUUCAGCGCCCCUCUUGCUAACAGUCCCAUCCGAGAGCACAAAGGCGUCCUUAGGGACGUCCCUGGAUGGCUUGCGUUCCAACUGGGACCCAAAAGAGGACAUUGCUGACCUUCUGAAGGAGGGGCUGACGUCCCAGCUCACCAGCGUCACCGGGAACGUCAGCAGGGGCGCCUCUAUGGCUAGGACGUCAGAUCAUGACCCCAAAAGCGGCCCUACCUCCCUGACUGAUGGGUUGGGUGCUAGCUCCUGGCCCUCUCCAGGGACCCCAGGUGGCCCCUACGGCAGUGACAGGGACAAUGACACCUCUAGCAGCAGUGACAGUACCUACUACAACAGUGGCACCUUCAGCAGUGAUAACAGCAGUGGUACUACCAGCAACGACAGUGACAGUGCCUCCCACAGCAGUGACAGUGCCUACUACAACAGUGACAUGAGCAGUGUCACUUUCAGUAGUGCCUCCUACAGCAGCAGUGUCACUUUCAGCAGUGAUACCCCCAGCAACGACAGUGACAGUACCUACUACAGCAGUACCACCUCCAGCAGUGACAGUGCCUAUUACAACAGUGACAGCAACAGUGAUAGCCCCAGUAGUGCCAGCAGCAGUGCCUACUACAGCAGUGAGAGCAGCAGUAUCACCCGCAGCAGCGAGAGUAACAGUGCCUCCUACAGCAGUGAGAACAGCAUUACCACCCACAGCAACAACAGUGACAGUGCCUCCUACAGCAGUGAGAGCUGCAGUACCACCUCCAACAGUGUCAGUACUUCCAGCAGCACCUCCAGCAGUGACAGUGCUUACUACAGUAGUGACAGAAGCAGUGAAAGUACCUCCAGCAGUGCCUACUACGGUAGUGACAGGAGCAGUGGCACCUCCAGCAGUGCCACCAGCUCCAUCAAUACCUCCAUUAGUGACAGUACUUCUAGCAACACCUCCAGAAGCAGUAACAGUACCUCCAGUAAUGCCAGUACUUCCGGCAACACCUCCAGCAGUGUCACCAGCUCCAGCAACACAACUAGCAGUGCCAGCAGCAUUGACAUUAUCUCCAGCAGUGAGAGUACUUCUAGCAACACCUCCAACGGUGACAGUACCUACUCCAGCAGUGCCAUUACCUCCAGCAGUGACAAUACCUCUUCCAGCAGUGACAGGUGCAGUGAGAGUACCUCCAGCAGUGACAGGAGCAGUGAGAGUAUCUCCAGCAGUGACAAGAGCAGUGACAGUACCUACUCCAACAGUGCCACCAAUAGUGCCAGUGAUUCCAGAAGCAGUGCCAUCACCUCCAGCAGUGCUUCCAGCAGUGCCACCUCCCCACCUACCACCUGCUACACCACUAACGACCUGGUAGUGGUCGUCUUGCUGACCACGCUGGCCAACCUGGUGACCUUCAUGGUUGUGACCCUGGCACUAUGCUGGUGGACACUCAGAGGUCGUCUCUCUACGACCUCACGACCUCUUAACCACCCUGACUACCACCUCAACGACGACCCCAACGACGAGGCUGAGGAAGUAGUGGCUGCCGAGGGCUGCCUGGAAGCCUGCCUGCCGGACAUCUCCUACCAGAGACACAUCGCCAGAGGGUCAAACUUGAGACCCUCUUUCGUAGUUUGGUCGCGCCUUGCGGCCCCUGGUCCACCCCAACCCACCCCGCCUCUCCCAGGCAGUCCAUGAGCUUUUGCACAACCUCACCACCCCUGCCGAGGAGGCACAGCCCGAGGGCAGCGAGGGGGAGCGGCAGGAGGAGCAGCAGAAAACGAUAAAAAGGAGAAAAAGGAAAAACUGUGGACUGUACCUCAAAAGGAGAUCCCUUUCUCUUGAAGACUUGGCGCAGAUUUGACAUGGUUUCCCCGUUUGUACCAUUGCUCCCGUUUUGACUUCCGUUUCCCAUUGCCCCGUUGUGGUAGGGUAUUUUCCAAAAGGUGGCUCUCUCCUGUCUUCCUUCUCUCCCUGUUUAUCGGCCUAUAUUCAUCUCAUACCGAAGCUUCUGGUAGUUUCUUGGUCCUGUGGCUCCCUGUUCUUCCCUCUCUUCCACCUCCCUAUUCGUUGAUGUGUUGCGCUUUCUCUGCAUCUUCUUCCCUUCAUUCUAUUCCCUCCUGUGUCUUUCCAUCCUUCUCUCUGCCUCCUGUCUAUUCCUUCUAUCCUUCUGGUUCCUCCAAUAGCCACAAAUAUUGUAUUUCCCCAAUUCGUGAUUAUUCUUCAAGUUCUCCGUUUUACUCCAGUGAAAAAAUGAAAGAAAGUUGUUUAGAAUUUAGAUCAAAAUCGCUUUGAAUUUGAUGUAAUUUGAAAGGAUAGACAUAUAUUAGACAUAAUAGACAUAUCAUAGACAUAUCAUAGACACAAUAGACUUAUAAUAGAGAAGAAUAGACAUAUCAUAGACACGAUAGACAUAUCAUAGACACAAUAGACAUAUCAUAGACACGAUAGACAUAUCAUAGACACAAUAGACAUAUCACAGACAAGAAUAGACAUAUAGACACGAUAAACACAGACAUAAAGCUCUAAAUCAGUAAGGGCCCACACAAACGAGGGUCACUGUACGCCGGUUAAUCAGACAGUCUGGUUAAUAUGAAUUUUGAGCUCCCAAAGUGCUCGUUUUUACACGAAUGUUUUUUUCGACACGAAAUUUUGAUUUACACAUUUUUUUUUAUUUACACAAAUUUUCGAUUUACACAAAAUUUUGAUUUACACAGAAUUUUGAUUUACAAAAAAAAAAUUGAUUUACACAGAAUUUCAGAGAGUGGAGCUGGUUAAUAAGCUGUGGUUGACUGAGUGGUACAGUGACCUCUGGAUACUGGGGUCACAUGUCUCUAUAAGCUCCAGCUGAUUUUGUCAGCUUAAAGCUUACUAAGCUUUAAGCUGAAGUGACUUAAUUAAGCUUAAUGAGCUUUAAGCUGAAGUGUUUCACAGCUUAAUAAGCUUCGAGCCGAAGUGUCUUAAAGCUUAAUAAGCUUCAAGCCGAAGUGUCUUAAAGCUUAAUGAGCUUUAAUCUGAAGUGUUUCACAGCUUAAUAAGCUUUAAGCUGAAGUGUUUCAGCUGACUUCAUAACUUAAAGCUUAAGAAAGUGUUUGUUAAUAAGCUUAAAGCUGAAGCUGUCAAAACUUGUCUAGAUUUUAAUGUCUUAGAGUGUAAAAAGAGGUUUUUAUUGGCCUUUGGCCUAUACUGGGAUAUAUUAGGCCUAUGCUGGGAUAAAUUAGGCCUAUGCUGGUAUAAAUGUGAUGAAUCAUGAGUUACGUGGCAAUAUAAAACAACAUAAACACUUAAAAAAAACAUAAAACAUCAUAAAACAAUAUAAAACGCUAUAAAACACCACAAACAUAAAAAUAAAACACCAUCAAACAUAAAACACAAUAAAGCACAAUAAAAACACCGAAAACUUCAUAAUAAGAUCAUAAAAACACAUUAUCAGUUAUGUGGCGCCAUAAUGGCGCAGUUUUUAGCAACAACGUCGCUGAUUGGUUGAAACCCGCGGGAAAGUAAGUAAACAAAGCCGCUCAUUGGUCAGAAGAACCGCGGGAAAUCUUCACUGCCUCUCAUUGGCUAAAAAGAGCGGGAAAAAUAAGUAAACAAGCCCUGUAAUUGGUCGAUUACUUUCACUAACCAAAAAUAACAAAAAUAAUCAUAAUCGGCACCAGAAAAUUUACUAAGUUAGUUUAGGAUAACACAAGCAAUGUUAGUUAUGCAAGAAAUAGGCCUAUUUAGGCCAAAAUAGGCCUAUUUCUCCAUAGUUUAAUCCGAUAAACAUUCCCGACCUCUAGCCAGUAGGCCUAUAAAAAUAAGAUAAUUUCUCGGCAAUUAGUUGAGUGUAGGCCUUCUUGCAGGUCAUGAUAACAUUUCUAACAUAGAUAACUAGCAGUUAGUUAUCCCUUAAGAUAACUGUAAAUUAGUUAUCCCUUAAGAUAACUGUAAAUUAGUUAUCCCUUAAAAUAACUUAAAAAAAUAGUCAUCCUUGAAAUUUAAUGUAAAAAAGUUACCCCUUAAAAAUAACUGUAAAAAACUAGUUACCCCUUAAAAUUUACUGUAAGUUAGUUAUCCUUUUAAGAUAACUGUAAAAAUUAGUUAUAAUCGUAAGAUAACUGCGAAUUAGUUACCCUUUAAAAUAAAUGUAAAUUAGUUAUCCCUUAAAAUUAUUGUAAAAAUUACUGUAAAAAAUAGUUAUCCCUUAAAAAUUACUGUAAAAAAUAGUUAUCCCUUAAAAAUUACUGUAAAAAAUAGUUAUCCCUUAAAAAUACUGUAAAAAAAUAUUAGUUAUCGCUUAAAAUAACUAGAAAAAUAAGUUAUAAGUUGUGUAAAUAGUAUAGGCUUAGAGGCACAGGGGAAUUUUUUCCCAGGCCUAUUGCUUUGUGAUUUUUAGUAUAAAACUGUCACUAACGAAUGCAUAGACCUAGGCAAAAUAGGCCUAAAUUUAAGAAUAUUUAUAUCUUAACUUACUAAACAAUGCAUAGGCCCAGGCAAAAUAGGCCUAAGUUAAUGAAUAUUUAUACUUCGCCUAAAUUUACAAAUGUUUAUGCAGUGCAAAAAUGACUAAUGAAUGGAUAGGACCUAGACAAAAUAGGCCUAAAUAAAAAUACUUGCUACACUGAAACACGAGGUUUUCACAUAGGCCUAUUUUUUCUUAAAAUUUCAUUGAGUGCCAAAGCCCAAGUAUAUAUAGAUUUUUUUCAUUUAAUUGCAUGGGCCUAUGCAUUCGUUUUUUAAAUUCAUAUAGGCCUAUUAAAUUCAAAGCAUUAUAGGCCUAUUAAAAUUAAUUUAAAGUUAAAUAGGCCUAUUAAAACUAAUUUCAAAAUUAUAUAGGCCUAUUAAAAUUAAUUUUAAAGUUAAAUAGGCCUAUUAAAACUAAUUUCAAAAUUAUAUAAACCUAUUAAAAUUAAUUUUAUUACUCAUAUAGGACAAUUAUAAUUAAUUUUAAAGUCUAUAUAGGCCUAUUAAAAUUAAUUCAACUUUGUUUACGUAGACAAUAAGGACAAUUUUUACAUCUGGCAGCAGCUAGUAGGCCUACUAGCUUGCUAGUAGGCCUAUUAAUCUGCUUGUAGGGCUACUAGCCUGAUAGUAAGCCUGCUUGUGUGCCUUCUAGUAGGCAUGAUGGUAGGCCUAUGAAAGGCUAGUAGGCCCACAAGCCUGCUUGUAGGCCUACUUUCCUCAGGUCAAAAAACGAAAUUAGUAAACAUCAAAAAACUUGUCUUAGGCCUAAGACCAGCUGUGACCAGUUGUGACCAGCUGGACACAGCUGGUCACAACUGGCCACAGUUGGUCACACUUUUACAACUGGUCACAGUUGGUCAUUGCUGGUCACAGCUGGUCACAACUGGUCACAGUUGGUCACUACUGGUCACACUUGGUCACAACUGGUCACUGCUGAUUACAGUUGGUCACAACUGGUCAUUGCUGGUCACAGUUGGUCACAACUGGUCAUUGCUGGUCACAGUUGGUUACAACUGGUCACGGCUGGUCACAAUUGGUCAUAGCUGGUUACUGCUGGUCACAGUUGGUCACAGCUGGUCACUGCUGGUCACAGUUGGUCACAGCUGGUCACAGUUGGUCACAGCUGGUCACUGCUGGCCACAGUUGGUCACAACUGGUCACAGCUGGUCACAGUUGGUCACAGAUAGUCAUAGUUGUCAUUGCUGGUCACAGUUGGUCACAGCUGGUGUAUAUUCUGCAAUAAAUCAAUACAGGGUUAAGCCAGUGGCUUUUUUUCUCUUCAAAAAACCCGGAGGGGUUUUUACCUCCCCUGGGGUGGUUUUUAAACCACCCAGGUCGGUUUAACUUCCCGUGGAGAGGUUUUUAAACCAUCCAGGUUGGUUUAUAAAACACCCAGGUGGGUUUACCUUCCAUUACGGAGGUAUUAAACCAUCCAGAUAGGUUUAGCAUCCACUGGGGUGCUAUUUAAACCACCCGUGAGGGUUUGACUUCCAACAGGGAGGUUUAUAAACCACCCAGAUGGGUUUGAUUUCCUUUCGGGAGGUUUAUUAACCACCCAGAAGGGUUUAUCUACCAUUGAAGAGGUUUAUUAACCACCCACGAGGAUUUAUCUAAAACGGGGGAGGUUUAACAUGUGUCAAAACCACCAUAAAAAACCACAGACAAUAUUUUUGUAUAAAAUAAA
This is a messenger RNA of Cherax quadricarinatus, 7147 nucleotides long. Lineage: Eukaryota; Metazoa; Arthropoda; Malacostraca; Decapoda; Parastacidae. The record is from RefSeq and is a predicted model, not a curated record.